AUGGAGACCGAAAGUGAGCAGAACUCCAGCUCCGCCAGCGGGAGCUCCGGUUCUGGAGGAAGCACCCGUCCUCAGAUAUCGCAGAUGUCUCUCUAUGAGCGACAGGCAGUACAGGCCCUGCAGGCGCUCCAGAGACAGCCCAACGCAGCCCAGUAUUUCCACCAGUUUAUGCUCCAGCAGCAGCUUAACAGCGCCCAGCUUCACAGCCUGGCUGCCGUCCAGCAGGCUACGAUUGCAGCCAGUAGACAGGCCAGCUCCCCCAACACCAGCACCCCGCAACAGACCACCACCACCCAGGCCUCUAUCAACCUAGCCACCACAUCGGCGGCUCAGCUGAUCAGUCGGUCGCAGAGCGUGAGUUCCCCCAGCGCCACGACCCUGACACAGUCUGUGCUCCUUGGGAACACCACCUCACCGCCUCUCAACCAGUCGCAGGCCCAGAUGUAUCUCCGGCCACAGCUGGGGAACCUGUUGCAGGUAAACCGGACCUUGGGCCGCAAUGUGCCUCUUGCCUCCCAACUCAUCCUGAUGCCCAACGGGGCUGUGGCGGCUGUCCAGCAGGAGGUACCACCCACUCAGCCUCCUGGGGUCCAUGCAGACACAGACCAGGUGCAGAACUUGGCCGUGAGGAGCCAGCAGACCUCGGCCGCGACUGCCCAGCUCCAAGGCUCUGCUCAGAAGGCAGCUCUGCCGGGAAGCUCCCCGGCUUCGGGCUUACCGCAGGCCACCAGCACGGGCCAGACCUUGGCCGUGGCUGCGGCUUUCCCCGCCCACUGGGAGAACGCUGCCACAAAGAAGGGCGAAACGGAUGGCGGUGGGCAGCAAACGGUGGGCAUGAACCUGACCAGGACCGCUACGCCGGCACCCAGCCAGACGUUGAUCAGCUCAGCCACAUAUACACAGAUCCAGCCACACUCGCUGAUCCAGCAGCAGCAGCAGAUCCACCUGCAGAAGCAGGUGGUGAUCCAGCAGCAGAUCGCCAUUCAUCACCAGCAGCAGUUCCAGCACCGCCAGUCCCAGCUCCUCCACACAGCCACCCAUCUCCAGCUAGCCCAACAGCAGCAACAGCAGCAAGCACCAUCUCUGACCCAACAGCAGCAGCAAGCUCAGCCUCCGCCACAGCAGGCUCCAGCUCAAAACCAGCAGCAGGCACAGACCCUUGUGGUGCAGCCUAUGUUGCAGUCCCAGCCACAGCCUGUGCAGCUCCAGCAGGACAGUCCUUGCCAGCCAGCUACCAAGUCGCCUGUUCCAAUUCAGUCAAAAUCUCUCGUCGCCCCCAUCAAACCACCUCAGCUUGGGCCUGCCAAGAUGUCAGCAACGCAGCAGCCUCCACCACACAUCCCAGUGCAGGUGGUGGGUACUCGGCAGCAGGGCUCAGGCCAAGCCCAGGCACUGGGUUUGGCUCAGAUUGCUGCGGCAGUGCCGACGUCCCGGGGAAUGCCAGCUGUGGUCCAGCCUGUUUCCCAAGCCCAUGCUGCUUCCCCAUCGUCAUCAUCAUCUUCAGCUCCAGCAUCCUCACAGGAAGCUCCCCCUCUCACCACAGGGGUGAAUUUGGCACAAGUUCAAGGCACAGCCCACAUGGUGAAGAGCCCAGCCUCCUCUCCAGUUGUGGCUCAGAUGCCAGCAGCAUUCUACAUGCAGUCUGUCCAGUUGCCAGGCAAGUCUCAGACCUUAGCGGUAAAGCGCAAGGCAGAGUCAGAGGAGGAGAAGGAGGAGUCACCCAGUAUCGCUGCACUCCUGCCUGCCAGGUCCUCUCCUGUGACAGACAGCCCCAAAAACAUGGAGGAGAAGAGUGGCCUUGGAGAUAAAUCUGAUUCUGCUGCCAUUGUAACCCCAAAUACCACCUCGAGUGAGGGAGCAUCAGUCACCCCGACCUCUGCUCCUGCCCCAAACCUGGCAAUGGUGUCACGUCAGAUGGGAGACUCCAAACCCCCACAAGCCAUCGUCAAGCCCCAGAUCCUCACACACAUCAUUGAAGGCUUUGUCAUCCAGGAAGGAGCAGAGCCCUUUCCGGUGGGUUGUUCUCAGCUGCUGAAGGAAUCUGAGAAACCGCUCCAGGGAGAGGCUGCUUCUGGCCAGAGUGAAAACCUGUCCAGCAAUUCUCCGGGAGGAGACAGUGCUUCUAUGGAGCUUGAUAAGAAGGCAAAUUUGCUGAAGUGUGAAUACUGUGGGAAGUAUGCCCCAGCAACCCAGUUUCGUGGCUCCAAGAGGUUUUGUUCCAUGACCUGCGCUAAAAGGUACAAUGUCAGCUGCAGCCAUCAGUUUCGGCUGCAGAGAAAGAAGAUGAAGGAGUUCCAGGAAGCUAACUAUGCUCGUGUGCGCCGACGGGGAUCGCGGCGCAGCAGCUCUGAAAUUGCUCGAACGAAGAUCCAGGGCAAGCGCCACAGGGGCCAGGAAGACUCAAGUCGAGGCUCUGAUAACUCCAGCUACGAUGAAGCUUUGUCCCCUACAUCUCCAGGACCCCUGUCAGUAAGGGCUGGUCAUGGAGACAGGGACCUGGCGAACUCUAGUAUGGCCCCACCUACCCCAGACCUACAUGGCAUCAACCCAGUCUUCCUGUCCAGCAAUCCCAGUCGCUGGAGUGUGGAGGAAGUGUACGAGUUCAUUGCGUCACUGCAAGGGUGCCAGGAGAUUGCUGAGGAGUUUCGGUCACAGGAAAUUGAUGGCCAGGCCCUGCUGCUUCUGAAGGAGGAACACCUCAUGAGUGCCAUGAACAUCAAGCUGGGACCAGCUCUGAAGAUCUGUGCCAAGAUCAACGUCCUCAAGGAGACCUAACAGCUCUGAAGCCAGAGGUCUCACUUUUGCUGUGACCCCGGGGCAGCUGCCAGCUUUGGAGCAUCCUGCUGGGGCGGGGAAGAAUGGGACAGUCCCCUGUGGUCUUGCAUUCAAGAAGAAUGAGAAGGAAUUUAACUGAUUGAAACUGCGAUGCACAACAAGCCCAUGUCUUGG
Messenger RNA from Opisthocomus hoazin, 2949 nucleotides. The record is from RefSeq and is a predicted model, not a curated record. Lineage: Eukaryota; Metazoa; Chordata; Aves; Opisthocomiformes; Opisthocomidae.